AUGGCUCCCAGGGAACCAGUCGACGUGCCUUCGUUUGCUAGCACGCAGCUGGCUCUGUUAGAGCGCGAACUGCAAAGCGAGGUGCAGGAAACAAGCUCCCUCAUUACCAAUCACAGCCCCGCCGGCCUACAGCGCGCUGGCCUGGCCAUCACCAACCUUGUCGUCUCUUCGCAGCGCACCGGCCUUGGCGGCCGGACAGUGCUGGAGCUUGGUCCAGAUAGUGCCACUUCCUCGACGGGCGAACUGCCAGAGCACGGUCUGCGUACCGGCGAUAUUGUGCUCGUGGCAGACCAGCCUGCGGGCAGUGCCAAGAAGAAGGAGAUCCAGGAGCUGGAGAAGAAGGGUGCCCGCGGCGUGGUGACCAAGGUGCACAAAACGUCCGUCUUUGCAGCAUUGGACGAGGGCAAAGAUGAGGUGGCAUUUGGAGGCAAAGUGUGGAUGGUCAAGUUGGCGGACGAGGUGACGUACCGAAGGAUGAACCAGAUGAUGGAGAAGCUACAAAAGAUGAGCGAAGCAGAAUAUUCGAGCUUCAUUCGGGUGCUGUUUGGGCUAUCCAGUCCAUCGCCAGUCCCAAAGGACUUGUCAGCGGACGAGGAGCUGAGCAAAAUCGAGUGGAUUGAUCCAACUCUAAACGACUCCCAAAAAGACGCUAUUCGAUUUGCGCUGGCAUCGCGAGAGAUUGCUCUGAUACACGGUCCUCCUGGGACAGGGAAAACGCACACAUUGAUAGAGCUCAUUCUGCAGCUCAUCAAGCUCAAAAAGAGAGUAUUGUCCCAAUUCUACGUCUGGGACACCCUGCUAGGCUGCUGCCUUCGGUGGUAA
Akanthomyces muscarius is the source of this 822-nucleotide messenger RNA. RefSeq lists its product as uncharacterized. Lineage: Eukaryota; Fungi; Ascomycota; Sordariomycetes; Hypocreales; Cordycipitaceae. The record is from RefSeq and is a predicted model, not a curated record. Bases 1 to 822 code for a protein of 273 amino acids. Gene Ontology annotation, molecular function: RNA binding; 5'-3' DNA helicase activity. The transcript is spliced from 2 exons.